AUGGUGUUAGCCGAUCUAGGCCGCCGGAUCCGGAAUGCCCUCGGCAAGCUCGGCCAGGCCACCGUCAUCAAUGAGGAGGAGCUCGAUGCUAUGCUCCAAGAGGUCUGCCGGGCCCUCAUCGAGGCCGACAUCCACAUUCGGCUCGUGAAGCAGUUGAAGGAUAAUGUCAAAAAAGUGAUCAAUUUCGAGGAUAUGGUUGGUGGCGUCAACAAGCGUCGCCUGAUCCAGAAGACCGUUUUCCAGGAGCUGCUGAAACUGGUGGAUCCCGGCGUGGCUCCAUACCAGCCGAUCAAGGGCAAGCCAAAUGUGAUCAUGUUUGUCGGCUUGCAGGGUUCUGGAAAGACAACGACUUGUACAAAGAUGGCCUACCAUUACCAGCGGAAGGGUUGGAAGACCUGUCUGAUCUGCGCUGAUACUUUCCGUGCCGGUGCUUUCGAUCAGUUGAAGCAAAACGCCACGAAAGCCAGGAUCCCCUUCUAUGGUAGCUACAGCGAAAUGGACCCGGUCGUCAUUGCCGCGGAAGGAGUGGAGCGUUUUAAGAAGGAGGGCUUUGAAAUCAUCAUUGUCGAUACCUCUGGUCGUCAUAAGCAAGAAGCCUCGCUUUUCGAAGAGAUGUUGCAAGUGUCGAACGCUGUGACGCCGAAUAACGUGGUUUUCGUCAUGGACGCCUCAAUUGGUCAGGCUUGUGAGGCACAGGCUCGUGCCUUUUCCGAGACUGUCGACGUCGGAUCCGUCAUCAUCACGAAGAUGGAUUCUCACGCAAAGGGAGGAGGAGCGCUUUCUGCGGUUGCCGUGACAAAGUCUCCGGUCGUUUUCAUUGGUACCGGCGAGCAUAUCGACGAUUUCGAGGUUUUCAAGCCGCAAUCUUUUGUGCAGAAGCUGCUGGGUAUGGGCGACUUGAAGGGCCUUGUUGACAUGGUCAAAGACAUUGGAAUCGAGGACAACGAGGAGCUUGUCAAGCGCAUCAAGCACGGACAAUUCACUUUGCGUGACAUGUACGAGCAGUUCCAGAACAUUAUGAAGAUGGGCCCGUUCAGCCAGAUUAUGUCGAUGAUUCCCGGAUUCGGCCCUGAUUUCAUGACGAAGGGCAAUGAACAGGAGAGCUCGCGUCGUCUCAAGCGACUCAUGACGAUCAUGGACUCAAUGUCGGAUUUUGAGCUUGACCACGACAAGGCGUCGGACCUGUUCAACAAAGAACCCCGCCGUCUGACCCGCGUCGCCAAGGGUUCCGGCACCAGCGAAAAUGAGGUCAAAGAACUGCUCUUGCAAUACAAGAAGUUCUCCGACAUGGUCAAGAAGAUGGGAUCGAUGAAGGGACUAUUUUCGGGCAAGGGCGGCGACAUCAACCCGAACAAGGUGAACCCGGCGCAGAUGGCGAAGCUGAACCAACAAAUGGCCAAGAUGAUGGACCCUCGCAUUCUGCAGCAAAUGGGCGGCAUGGGCGGGCUUCAGAACAUGAUGCAACAAUUCUCGAAGAUGGGGGGAAAGAUG
Molecule: messenger RNA, 1491 nt
Organism: Mesorhabditis spiculigera
Lineage: Eukaryota; Metazoa; Nematoda; Chromadorea; Rhabditida; Rhabditidae
Source: the annotation of a GenBank genome assembly